Molecule: messenger RNA, 718 nt
Organism: Eruca vesicaria subsp. sativa (arugula)
Lineage: Eukaryota; Viridiplantae; Streptophyta; Magnoliopsida; Brassicales; Brassicaceae
Source: the annotation of a GenBank genome assembly
CAAGAACCUUAUAGUGCUCCUACUACAAUACAAAAGAGUGUUGAAGUAUUUUUGCCAAGAAAUCAAAAUGGAGAUUUCUCUGCAGAAACAGUUUUUCAACAGUGGAGAUAAGCUCUUCAAUUCUCGACAAAACCAGUGGGCUUGGAUUGAAAGAUUCCAAGUAACAGAUUCUCUUACCGCAAACUCGACAAACCUUUUUCCUGAUCCCAUAAGUUGUCCAAUGUUGGGCACUAUGACUCCAAGAAAGAGCAAAAAACAUUUAAGUGUUUGUGCAAUAAGGAGGAGAAGAGUGCAUUCGAACUCCGAUACGUACGUACUUUUAGAGGCAGGACAAGAUGAACAGUUUGUGUCAGAAGACGAACUCAAGGCUAAGCUCAAAGGCUGGCUCGAGAACUGGCCUGUAGAAUCUUUGCCACCAGACCUUGCUAGGUUCGAUAACCUCGAUGAAGCCGUUGAUUUCUUGGUUAAAGCUGUAUGUGAACUAGAGAUUUAUGGAGAAGUAGGUUCUGUUCAGUGGUAUCAAGUUCGUCUUGAGUAAAGAGCAAUUAAACAAAUGUAUUGUGUUUCUCCUAUGUAUCAAGCACAAGCACAUGGUUCGGACCGUUUCCAAUAGUGUUUCAGUUUUUACUUUUUGUUUUAUUUUUUUUUUGCUCUGAUGAUAUUCCAUUUCUUUAGUCUUUCAUUCUUCGAAAAAGAACUUUUUACAAACUAAUCCGCA